Molecule: messenger RNA, 4117 nt
Organism: Nanorana parkeri
Lineage: Eukaryota; Metazoa; Chordata; Amphibia; Anura; Dicroglossidae
Gene: NCAPD2
Product: non-SMC condensin I complex subunit D2
Exons: 31
Coding region: 14-4117 (1367 amino acids)
Biological process (GO): mitotic cell cycle; meiotic chromosome condensation; mitotic chromosome condensation
Cellular component (GO): nucleus; condensed chromosome, centromeric region
Molecular function (GO): histone binding
Source: RefSeq, a predicted model, not a curated record
GCCAGCUUCCAUCAUGUCGCUGCAGUUCUCCAUCCCUCUGGCCUUCAGAGACCUCCUGAAGAGUGGAGGCGUCGGGCAGUAUGUGGUCCAGGAGGUACAGCCCGUGCGGCAGCUGCCCUCUCAGCUCAGCAGUGAGUUCUUAAAAUUGUCAUCUGUGCUCCCCAUAUGUAUGACAGUUCAUUACAGGCUCCUGCACACACUCCUACAUCAUUUCCGCACCUUGGAUGCUUCUUUGAAAGAAGAUUUGCUAGAAGUACUUAUCAAAGCCACUUCCCAGCAUGCGGCAGAACUCCCCGCAGUCCUGGAAGAUCUGUCGCUGGCUCAGGCCGAUAAAAACACUCACCUCAACACUCUGAAGAUGAAUUGCUUUCUCCUUGUACAUUUGAUUGAGGCCUUCGAGGUGGAGACUUACAAAGCUGCGUUGGGGAAUGUGGAGCCCAGUGGAAAGGGGAGGAAGGCAAAGUCCAAAGCUGACGGCUUUCUUUGGGAAAUGGAGCGAGAAAAAGUCCUGCAGACCAUCACACACCUGCUUCAACUAGACGUCCGGAGACUAUGGAGCAUGUCACUGAUCGAGGAGGAGUUUAUCAGCAUGGUAACCGGCUGCUGCUAUAAGAUGAUGGAAAAUCCGAGCAUAGGAGCUCUGAAGAACAAGCCUUUGUGGGAGGCAUUAUCGCAUCUCCUGGGAGUAGCUGUGAAACGCUCCAAUGACACACUGAGUGUCAGUGUGAAAGUAAUCCAACUUCUGCAGCACUUUGAGCACCUGGCUCCUGUACUUGUCCAUGCUCUGACAUUGUGGGCCACAGAAUAUGGGAUGAAGGCCCUGGUAGGAGAGAUCAUGAGGAAGAUUGGCCAAAAGUCUUGUCAGGAUCUUUCCAAGGAGAGCUCAAGUGUGAAGACCUUAGCCACCUUCAUUACUCAACUAGCUGAGCGGAUUCCUGCGAUUAUGAUGCCCAAUAUCAGUAUGCUGCUGGACUACCUGGAUGGAGAGCCUUAUAUGAUGAGGAACGCAGUGCUGACUGUCAUAGGAGAAAUGGUUGUCCGUGUGCUUAGUGGUGAUCACCUGGAUGAUACCGAGAAGAACACAAGAGAUAACUUCCUGGAUACGCUGCAAGAACACAUUCACGAUGUGCACACUUUUGUGCGCUCCUGUGUGCUACAGAUUUUCAAUCGGAUUGUGCAAGAAAAGGCUCUGCCUUUAUCACGCUUCCAGGCUGUGGUCACUCUAGUCGUCGGUCGGCUGUUUGAUAAGUCAGUGAAAGUUUGUAAGAAUGCCAUACAGGUUUUGGCCUCCUUCCUUGCCAACAAUCCUUUCACUUGUAAGCUUAGUAGUGCAGAUCUGAAGGAGCCCCUCAAGAAAGAGACCGAAAAACUGAAACAACUUAAAGAGAAGCUGAGCGUUAAACCCCCAGCGGUGGUGAUUUCCCCAGAAGAAGAGUGGGAAGCUAUGCUCCCCGAGCUAAAGGAAACUUUGCACACCCUCACACAGGAGCGUAACGAGGAAGAUGACCCCCAAGAGGAAACCGAUACAAUACAGCAGUUACAUGAGCGCAUUUUGCAUCUGCUGAAGAACACCAGUUACAAACAUGCCAUCUUCUUGGUGAAGAAAGGGAUUUCAAGAUUCCCAGAUGAUUCCUUGUUCGGCGUGGGAGAGGACGCAGAGGAGGAUGCAGUGCUGGGGAUUCUGGAGCAAAUCUUCACAGCAGAGGACCCAAAUUUGGAAUCUCCGCCAAGUGAUGAGCAGUUGCCACCUCCUGUUGCAGAAAGCAAGAGCUCUGAAUUGUCUCAAGAUGAGCAGAACCAGACUGAACUGAGCAAGCAAGAAAUGUUGGUCCAGUACCUGACAGAUGCUCACUAUUUUGCCUUAAAGAUUGAAGAAGCUAUUGAUGUCAUCAGCAAGAUGAUGUAUGAAGCUGCCUCGUCCGUGGUACAGGAAGUCAUUGAGUUCUUUGUCACGGUGUCACAGUUUGGGGUUCCUCAGGCUGUGAUUGGUGUACGCCGCAUGCUGCCUCUUGUCUGGUCAAAGGAGCCUGGUGUUCGUGAUGCUGUAGUGAGUGCUUACCGCCAGCUGUACCUUUCUUCUGGCUCAGAACCUGAACGGGUGAGAGCUCAGAAUCUGAUAUGUAAUCUUUCUCUGCUUAUGGUCGACUCGUCUGCUGGGGUGAUCCAGUCUUUGGAAGAGAUCGUUCUGGAGUUUGUGCAGAAGGGGGAGAUUCGACCUGCUGUUUCCCAGUUGCUUUGGGAAAAGUUUACGCUCAAGUCCCCUUGCUCUGACCUGGAGCGCCGAGCUGCCGUCAUGAUGCUGGGGAUGAUGUCUCGGGGUCAGACAGAAAUUGUGCUCAGUAACCUGGAGACACUUGUGAAUGUGGGUCUGGCUCAGGAUGAACAGAAGGAUUAUCAGCUCGCCCAAGAAGUCUGCAACUGCAUCUUGAAAAUUUCUGAUAGCCGAAAGUCACCCCUUGGUAAAAAAUCGGCACCCUUUCGCCUUCCAAAUGACCAUUGCCUCUUCCAAAACCUGAAAGAAGCUGUUAUAGGAGGAAUCGCCCAGCAGAACUUGUACUGGUUGCCCUUCAAAGAGACGGCAGUGAGGCUGAUUUAUGAGAUGGCAGAAGAGCCGGAGGAAAUCUGUGCUGAAGUUUUACAGAGAUGCAGCCAACAGGUCCUGCAGGAGCUGGACAACCAAGAAGCGUCGGCAGUUCCAGCUUUCCUUCUCGCCCACCUGCUGUCUCUGGCUGGAGAUAUGGCCUUACAACUGGUGGCGCAUCUGGAAUGUACAGUCAGCGCAGAGCUCAGGAGGCAAAGAUCGUUGGAGGAACAAGAAGCUGAGAAACUGGGAAAAAGCAAGCAAAGAAAGAGCAGGGGCAAUGAAAGUAUGGGAGAAGAAGACCUGGGGCUGGUUGGGGCAUCCGCUGAUGAUGCCGAUGCUGAACUCAUCCAAAAGAUUUGUGAAAAUGAGCUUCUGAAUACCCAACAAUACCUAUCUGCGUUUCUGCCACUGGUGCUCAAGGUGUGUAAGAAUUCUGGGAAAGACAGUGAUCCUGUCCUGUGCACAGCUGCCACCCUCGCCCUAACCAAGUUCAUGAUGAUCAGCUCCGAUUUCUGCGACUCUCACCUGCGUCUUAUUUUCACUCUCCUGGAGAAGUCUCAUUUGCCUGGCGUCCGCUCUAAUAUCAUGAUUGCUCUGGGGGAUCUCAGCAUCCGCUUCCCAAAUCUUAUUGAACCGUGGACUCCGCACCUCUAUGCCAGACUCCGAGAUGAGUCCCGUGAAGUGCGUAAAACAUCUGCUAUUGUAAUGACCCAUCUGAUCCUGAAGGACAUGGUCAAGGUCAAAGGGCAAGUCAGUGAAAUGGCAGUUCUGCUCAUAGAUGCUGACCAAGAGAUCUCCUCGUUGGCCAAGAAUUUCUUCACUGAGCUGUCCAACAAGGGCAAUGCUGUUUACAACCUUUUACCUGACAUUAUCAGCCGCCUCUCUGAUCCAGACUGUGGCGUGGAGGAGGACGCUUUUCACACCAUAAUGAGACAUCUCCUCUCCUACAUCACGAAGGACAAGCAGACUGAAAGUUUGGUGGAGAAGAUGUGCCACCGUUUCCGAACCGCCAGAACUGAGCGCCAAUGGCGGGACCUUGCCCACUGCCUCUCCCUCCUGCCGUUCUCGGAGAAAGGUCUGGUUAAAAUGCAGGAUUGUUUUGAUUGCUACGGGGACAAGUUGAGUGAUGACGCUGUGUACAAUUCCUUCUUGAGCAUCAUAGGGAAAAUGCGCAAAGGAGCCAAACCUGAACUCAAGAGUAUGAUUGAUGAGUUUGAGAACAAGCUGACCGUGUGUCAUAACAAAGGUCUGGAGAACAUUGAUGUUCCAGAGAAGGCCAUUCCAGAAGGUGAAAACCCUCCACCACCGUCUGCUAGGCGCCCUCUGAAGUCUGUGAACAGAGCACCGGCAGUAAAUGAGGAGAGCGAGUUCCAGACGCCAAAAUCUCGCCCCCCUAGGAGACAGCAGAAGAAAGUAACCAUUACGUUCUCCAGUGAUGAGGAGUCUGACCUGGAGGCAGAACUGAGUGAAGCGGACACGCCUAAAAACACCACUCCCAUCAGACGUACAUCUACCCGCUCCCGGGCUCGGUGA